GUGGAAGUCCUCACCAAGAUGGAAGGUGUUUGCUGGAAGAGGUGAAGAAGAGCGGCUGGCUGACGCCUGAUACCGCGAGUUCGAGGCAGGCAGAGGAUUUAUUACCCGCGCAUUUUGAAUGACAUGGCCUCUGCCCUGGAGGAUCCAACCUUAGAACACAGCUUUAAAGGUCAUAAAGAUGUGGUCACAAGUGUUGAUUUUAACCCAAACAACAAGCAGCUUGCAACUACCUCAUUUGAUCAGCACCUUAUGAUAUGGAACUUGAAGCCUCAGACAAGAGCGUACCGAUUUACAGGACACAAAGAUGCUGUGAUGUGUGCCCAGUUCUCUCCGUCAGGUCACCUGGUGGCAUCUGCUUCACGGGAUAAGACUGUUAGACUCUGGACGCCAAAUAUCAAAGGGGUGUCAACAGCAUUCACAGCCCACGGUGCCACAGUUCGCAGUGUGAAUUUCUCCAGCGAUGGUAAUUUCCUGGUUACAGCAGCUGACGACAAAUCAGUAAAGGUGUGGAGCGCUCAUCAGCAACGGUUUUUGUUGUCCUUUAAAGAGCACAAUAACUGGGUGCGCUGUGCUAGGUUCUCACCAGAUGGAAGGCUUAUAGUUUCCUGUAGUGAUGACAGAACUGUUAAGAUCUGGGACACAGCGAGCAGGGAGUGUAUCAAUACUUUCACUAAUCAUGGGGGGUUUGCCAACUUUGUAGAUUUUAACCCCAGUGGGACCUGUGUAGCUUCAGCAGGAACCGAUAAUACUGUGCAACUUUGGGAUAUCCGUAUAAACAAGCUGCUGCAACAUUAUCAAGUCCACAGUGCUUCAGUGAACUGCUUAUCUUUCCAUCCUUCCGGCAACUACCUUAUUACUGCAUCUAGUGACUGUACUCUCAAGAUAAUGGAUUUGUUGGAAGGACGAUUAUUUUAUACCCUCCAUGGACACCAGGGUCCUGUAAUGGCAGUAACAUUUUCUAGGCAAGGUGAAUAUUUUGCUUCUGGUGGAAGUGAUUCACAGGUAUUGGUGUGGAAGACAAAUUUUGAUAGUAUUCCAUACAAUGAAGUCUUGAAACAUAAUAUUGUGAGAACAAAUCCUGAAGCCCCUCCACACAUUACUGAUAUUCACCCAAGAAUUCCUCACCGGCAUAAUCCCAGAUCUCAAACGAUACAGAUUAAUCCCAGUACCGAUGUAGCUGACUUGCAAACAUCUGAUCCAGUGGUGAUGGACGCUGGGAGAGGCUUUGCCCCUGAUCCCCGGUCAAAACCGGUGGAAACAAACUGGGGCUCACUUUUAACCAACCAGAACAGAUCCAUUGAUCCCUCUUUGCCAGCCAACUCCUACCGACUGGACCCAGUUAACAAUGAACCCACAGCCUGCUCUCAAAGAGACCACACGGGAAUCCCGUCAGAACUUACCGAAACAUUGGGGCGCAUUGUGGAGCAACUGGACGUUUUAACCCAGACUGUGUCGAUCUUAGAGCAGCGUUUAACAUUGACUGAAGAUAAGUUACAGGAGUGCCUGGAUAACCAAAGCACUACGCUGCAAGAAAGACCACCCUAGUUAAGUAAAAAACCUCAAGAGAUUUGGACUUCAAGCCUCCUGUAUUGUAAUAUGGCUUUCUGUUGAAAACAAUGCUUCAACAUUGAGCCUUUCCUUACUUACGGAGUGUGGGCUCCACUUGGAUAUGACUGAGUCCUUGCACUGAAACCUUAAAACAGCUUCUACCAAAUCUCUGUGCUCUUUAAUUAUCCUCUCGUGUAUAAUGCUUCCAAAUGUUUGAUUUCCACAAAAUACAUGGAGAGAGUGGAACACUUGAGCGCUUCUCAAUCAUGGGAUUUCCUUUCCAAUGCAGGUCAACUCUUUAUUAUGGAGAAUACAUGGUUAUACUUUGCAAGAUAUGGCACAUACAAGACUAUAUAUUCAGAUGCAUGUAAUCAAGAAGAAAGUGCAUCUGAAAGUGACUAAUUUUCCACAUGUUUCUACAAAACUACUUGAAAAACUCACUUUAAAUUUUUAUAGAUUCAUUUGUAAGAUUCAAAUUAAUGAAAGAAUUUUUAUUAAGUGUCAUAAGCUAAUAGUGUUCUGUAAAACACUUAUUUUAAAACAACUUUUUAAUUAAAAAAUUGUUAUCAUGAAAUACAUUUACAUGGAAGCAGAAUUUUUAAGGAAAGUUUUCACUGAUAUAUCAAUUGAUGUUAAUUGGUCAAACUAAUUAGCUGAAUUGCACAUAUCAUUUUGUACUUUAGAGUUUAAAUGUGGUGAGUUCCUAACACCUUCUAUGCAUCAGAGCCAGGCCAGCAUUUCAGAGCAGCAUUGUAGAGUAUCCUUCAGAUGAGACAUUAGACCAGAUCCUAUCUGCUGUCUCAGGUUGGAAGAAAGGACCCCACGGCAUCAUUCAAAGUAGACCAGAAUUUCAGAUGCUGACGAGGAGGAGGCCGAGAUCAAUCAGCUGAUUGAGUGGUGUUGCAACAGUAACAACCUUGCACUCAGUAUCAGUAAGACCAAGGAAUUGAUUGUGGACAUCAGGAAGGUUAAGUUGAGUGAACACACACCAGUCCUCAUCAAGGGGUGAACAGUUUCAAGUUCCUAGGUGUCAACCACUUUGAAGAUCUAUCCUGAGCUUAACAUAUUGAUAUAAUUACAAAGAAGACACGACAAUGGGAGUUUGUGAAGACAUGGUAUGUCACCGAAGACUCUUGCAAUACUGUGGAGAGCCUUCUAAUUGGUUGCACCUCUGUCUGGUAUAGAGGGGCGACUGCCCAGGAUUGGAAAAAGCUGCAGAAAGUUGUAAACUGAACCAUCUCCAUCGUGAGCGCUAGCCUCCCCAGCAUCGAGGACACCUUCAAAAGGCGAUGCCACAGAAAGGUGGCAUAUAUCAUGAAAGACCACCAUCACCCAGGACAUGCCCUCUUCUCAUUGCUACCAUUAAGGAUGAGGUAUAGGAGCCUGAAGACACAUACUCAAUGUUUCUGGAACAACUUCUUCCCCUCUGCCAUCAGAUUUCUGAAUGGAUAAUGAACCUAUGAACACCACCUGACUUUUUUGGUCUCUUUUUGCAUUACUUAUUCAGUUUCUUUAUUAUGUAUUGUGAUGUACUGCUGCUGCAAAACAAUAAAUUUCACAACGUAUGUCAGUAGUAUUAGAUCCGAUUCUGGUUGUUGCCACCAACAUAGAUUACAUUGAUCGGUAAUAUUUCAGUUGGAAACCACUACUGUUGCAAUGUCAGGUCCUAGGUCAGAACUAACAUAAGAAAAGAUGCUGUACAGUAGGCAGCUGUGUGGUUGAGUUUUGUAGGGAAGGCAAUGACAUGUUUUGGUGUCUGCAGAUCAAGGUUGAUGGGAUUGGAGUGUGUGCAUGGGGAAUUUACAGUACAUGGGCUGUGUGGAAGAAACAUCAGGAGCCAUGCCUUAAGUUGGGGGUUGGGGAGAGUAAUAGCUUUGAGUAUCCAGUCAAGAAUGAGGUCAGUGAUGAGGGGAAGAGUGGGUAGAAACUUGAGGCUUGCAUCAGGGACCUCUGCAAAUCAUGGUGGGGGUGGAGCUGGAGGGAAGUCAAAGAGUCAUGGUGUGGACUGUACGAGAUCCAUGUGGUCAAGUGAUUGCAGUGAAGACCAGCGUGGGUGGGGAGAGCAAGGGCAAGUGAAUGAAGCAGCACAGAAAGAGGUCCUUUGGCCAUGAUGUUCUGCUGAAAUAAUUAAUCAUUUAUCACCGAACUAAACUAGUUCCUAGAUGAUCCAUAUCCUGUAUUCCCAAUUUUAGCUGCCAUCAACUGUGUGCAUAAGAAACUUGCCUUAUAAAUCUCCUUUAAACUUGCCUCAUCUCCACUUAAAUUUAUGCCCUCUAAUAUUAGAUAAUUAGACCCGGGUGGAGGGGGGGGGGGAAUACCAGCUGUUUGCUUUAUUGAUCCUUCUCGUAACUUUAGACCAUAAGACAUAGGAGUAGAACUAGGCCAUUCGACCCAUCGAGUGUGCCCAGCCAUUCCAUCAUGGCAAAUUUAUUAUCCCUCUCAACCCCAUUCUCCUGCCUUCUCCCCAUAACCGCUGAUCCCCUUAUAAUCAAGAACCUGUCAAUCUCUGCUUUAAAUAUACCCAGUGAUUUGGCCUCCACAGCUGUCUGCAGCAAUGAAUUCCACAGAUUCACCACCCUCUGGCUAAAGACAUUCCUCCUCAUCUCUGUUCUAAGGGGACAUCCUUUUAUUCUGAGGCUAUGCCCUCUGGACCCAGAUUCCCCCACUACAGGAAACAACCUCUCCACGUACAUUCUAUCUAGGCCUUUUGUUCUUCUAAACUCCUGCGAGUAUAGGCCCAGAGCCAUCAAACACUCCUUGUACAUCAACCCUCUCAUUCCCCAGGAUCAUUCUCAUGAACCUCCUCUGGACCCUCUCAAAUACACAUCGUAUUUUAGAUAAGAGGCCCAAAAUUUCUCACAAUGCACCAAGAUCAGUCAGAACAAGGCUUUUAUAAAACUCCAACCUUACAUCCUUGCUUUUAUAUUCUAGUCCCCUCAAAAUGAAUGCUAACAUUGCAUUUGACUUCCUUACCUGGACAUUAAUCUAUAUUGAAUCCUGCACAAGACUCCCAAGUCCCUUUGUACCUUUGAUUUCUGUAUUUUCUCCCCAUUUGGACAACAGUCCACACUUGUAUUUCUUCUCCCAAAGUGCAUGACCAUACAUUCCUUUUCACUAUAUUCCAUCUGCCACUCCUUUGCCCAAAUCUAUCUGACUUUUAUAAACUCCUGUCAGGUCUCUCAGCCCAUGCUACUGCAGAGAAAACAGCCCAAACCUGUUCAACCAUUGUGCUCUGAUCCAGCCAGAAUCCUAAUGAAGCUCUUCUGCACCCUUUUCAAAGCCUCCAUAUUCUUCUAAUAAUAGGGUGACCAGAACUGAGUGCAGAACUCCUGAUGUGGCCUACGUAGAGCCUUAGAAAGCUGCGAUGUACUGACUCUUAAACUCAAUACUUUGACUAAUAAUGGUGAGUACGCUGUACAACACCUUUACUAACCUGUCAAUCUGUACAGUCACUUUCGAGGAGCUAUGAACUUAAUAUUCCAGGAUCCUCUGGUACAACUACACUGUUAAGGGUCUCACCUACUGUCCCUUUACAUUUGAUCUUCCAAUAGUGGAAGGUGGUUAAGGGUGUCAAUUCUGCGACAUGCUAGGAUUUCCAGGUUGACCCUGCAGUGCCCAAAGAUGGCAACACACUGCCACUCAGUCAUGGCUGAUACUUAUAUCAUUCCUUUCAGCCCCAUUCUCCUGUCUUCUCCCCGUAACCUUUGAGACUCUUAUCAAUCAAGACUGUAUCAACAUUGACUUUAAAUAUACCCAAUAAUUUGACCUCCGUCGUCAUCUGUGGCAUUGAGUUCCUCAGAUAAUUUCAUUAUGAAGUGUAUUGGGGUAAUACAAGGGAAAAGAGUAAUGGAAUGCAAAAUCAAGUGUUACAGUUUCAGGGAAAGUGCACGGUCAUAAGUAGAUUGUGAGAUUAAAAAUCCAUUAUAUCAUACUAGAGGACUAUCCAGUAAUCUUAAAACAGCAGGAUAGAAACUGUCUUUGAGCCUGGUGAUGUGUGCUUUCAAGCUUUUGUAUCUUCUACCCACUGGGAAGAGGGAGAAGGGAGAAAGUCCAAGGUGGGUGGGAUCUUUGAUUAUGCUGGCUGCUUUACCAAGGUAACAAGAAUUUAGCCAGAGUCAAUGGUUUCUGCAAUAUGCUGAGCUGUGUCUGCAACUCUGCGGUUUCUUGCAGUCACAGACAGAGCAGUUGCCACACGGAGCUGUAAUGAAUCUGGAUAGGAUACUUUCUAUGGUGCAUUGAUAAAAAUUGGUGAGGUUGAAAGGGGACAUGCCAUAUUAAAAUGUUCCAUUUCAUUGAUCGUCUAAAUCUGCUGAUAGGUUUUAUUACCAGCUCUUCUUGUACGAGGACAAACAAGCGGCAGGGUAAAUCAUUGCAGACACUACCCACCCAGUACACUGCCUUUUCCAAAAGCUUCUUUCUGGAAAGCGCUAUAGAAUAGUACAGCACUGUAGGCCGAAGGUCCUGUACUAUGUGCUGACCCUUAAACCCUACCUCCCAUAUAACCCCCCCACCUUAAAUUCCUCCAUAUACCUGUCUAGUAGUCUCUUAAAUUUCACUAGUGUAUCUGACUCAGGCAGUGUAUUCCAAGCACCAACCACUCUGAGUAAAAAACCUUCCUCUAAUAUCCCCCUUGAACUUCCUGCCCCUUACCUUAAAGCCAUGUCCUCUUGUAUUGCCCUGGGGAAGAGGUGCUGGCUGUCCACUCUAUCUAUUCCUCUUAAUAUCUUGUACACCUCUAUUAUGUCUCCUCUCAUCCUCCUUCUCUCCAAAGAGUAAAGCUCUAGCUCCCUUAAUCUCUGAUCAUAAUGCAUACUCUCUAAACCAGGCAGCAUCCUGGUAAAACUAUAGCUAAUUAUUAUUUAUUGUUAUUUUAAUAUUUUAAUUAAAAUAAAACCUUAUGCCAUCUUAGAAGUUUCUCUCCACCCCACCACCAGGCAGUUAAUUUGAUCAAGCAUUUUAGUUAUAGCCCCCUCUAUUACCACAGUCAGUGCACAACACUGUAAGCACUUAAAACCACUUUUUAUAAUGUUGUUUACAUUGUAAAUAUAUGCUGGUGUUUAUGUAUUUAUGCACAUUUUAUUCCAUAUCUGUACUUUAACCCCUAAUUUUUAAUAUAAUUCUAUAUAAUUGCCGAAUGUUGUUGUUUUUCAUUGAAUGUCACGCCAACACUCCACAGCAAAUUCCUAAUCCAUGUAAAUGUAUAGGGUGAAUAAAGUUGAUCCUUGAUCCUGAUUUCCAAAUGCCAGAAAACCUGAGUUCCUGUGAUGUGUACACCAGUUUUAUGGUUGCGUGUAGCGAGGGCAAGAAUCCUUAAGCUGUCUAAGCAUGUUAGAACGUGUGGGUCAGGAAUUUCCUUUCCCAACUCUCCAGCUUGUGAAUUUCCAUCCACUGCAAUGAACAAGCAGGAAAUUGUAGAAUUGGUAGGCGUAAGGGAAAUGGGUCAGAGAGUUAAGUAGUUCAAUUUCCUAAGUUCUCUAAGACAUGGUGAAAUAAAAACUAUCUACAACUUGAGUUUGCUCAUGUCCCAUCCUGGGUGUGGGCAUUACGGCAGUGAUUUACAAGAAUCUUCUUACAAUGAGUAAUCAUCUUCCUCAGUAGGAAGAUUUGGUCACUAUAUGUAGAGAGAAAAAAAUUGGGUGUGUUUUAUACACUACUCACACAUGACAGUAUGUCCGGACUCUGAGUUAUCACAUUGUCAAGCUAAUAUGACAGUGGUGCAACUCAUGGCCAGCAAUGAUGAGACAGCCUACAGAGAGAAGUUGGAAGAGCUCGAGACCUGGUAGGAGGUAAAUAGCUUCUUCCUUAAUGUCAACAAGACAAAGGAGAUGGUUAUUGACUUCAGGAGAACUUGUACCGCUCACACCCCACUUUACAUCGGCGACACAGCAGUAGAAACUGCAAGCAGUUUCAAACUCUUGGGCAUACACAACCUCUCACGGUCCCAGAAGAUAUUCAAGAAAACUCACCAAUGCCUCUGCUUUCCGAGGAGACUGAAGAGAGCUGGAUUAUGUACAUCUGUAUCACUGCAUUGUAUGGAAACUACACUGUGGCUCUACAGCGAGUAAUCAAAACUGCCCAGUCCAUCUCUGGCACCAGCCUACCCACCAUCAAGGAUGUGUAUGCAAGGUGAGUAAGGAUCAUGAAGGAUUCCACCCCCCACCCUGCUCAUGGACUGUGUCCCACUCCCAUCAGGGAGGAUGCUGCAUAGCAUCCAUGCCAGGACCACCAAACUCAAAAACAGUUACUUUCCCCAAGCAGUAAGACUCAUCAACACCUCCCCCCACCACCCCAUACCGACCACCACCAGCACUACUUUAUUAUUUCUUGCCAGGGUCACCUUAUGUACCGACACAGCUAUACCCAGCGUCAUUUUAUGGACAGACAAUCAAUCUAUGUCUGUAAGCUAUGUUAUAUAUUUAUGUUUAUUGAGCUUAUUUUAUUAUUGUGUUCUUUAUCUUACUGUGUUUUGUGUUUCAUCAGAUCCAGAGUAACAAUUAUUUUGUUCUCCUUGAUACACAAGUACUGGAAAUGACAUUAAAUAAUCCUCAAUCUUGAAUAAUUUGCAUCCUUUGAAGGUUUAUGUACUGCUUCCUCAUGAUGUAUACGAGGGGGUAUAAUUUUAAGGUGAUUGAAGGAAAGGAUAGGGGUAAGUUCUUUACACAAAGUUUUUUUACUCAGCGAUAGGUGCCUGCAAUACACUGCUAAAGGAGGUGUUGGAAACGUACAACAGUGACAGACACAUGAACAGUUGAGAAAUGGAGAGAUACAGACUGUGUAGGCACAGAUAUCACAACAUUGUUGCUGCAGGAGAAGGACGUGAUGGACACAGUGGGGUGGUUCCCUGAGCAGACUGUCCAGUUCAUCUGGCAAAAUGCCUCAUCGCCAGACCUAACCAACAGGCACCAAGACCUCGCCUGGCUGGCGGUGAGAGGGGCCCUCCCAGUCAGAGCCCUCCUGUACGCCCGGAACGUCAUCUCCGCACCCCACUGCCCACAGGAGGACUGCAGUGAGGAGGAGUCUGUGACCCACCUCUUUGCACACUGCCAGUUCGCAAAGAGGGUGUGGAGGAGGAUGGACGGGCUAGUGUCAUGUUUCAUCCCCAGCAGCUGCGUAACAGAGGACUCUCUGAUCUACUGGCUGUCCCCGGGGACACACACGGAGACCAACAUCCGGUGCUGCUGGCAGAUCAUCAACUCGGUGAAAGACGCUCUUUGGUCCGCCCGAAACUUGAUGAUCUACCAGCACAUGGAGAUGUCCGUGGGAGAAUGCUGCCGACUGGCACAUUCUCGGCUGCAGGAGUACGUGCUGAGGGACGCACUGAAACUUGGUGCA
Mobula hypostoma (lesser devil ray) is the source of this 8880-nucleotide messenger RNA. RefSeq names its product POC1 centriolar protein homolog B-like. The record is from RefSeq and is a predicted model, not a curated record. Gene Ontology annotation, cellular component: centriole; ciliary basal body. The transcript has 13 exons. Bases 124 to 1545 code for a protein of 473 amino acids. Gene Ontology annotation, biological process: cilium assembly. Gene Ontology annotation, molecular function: protein binding. Lineage: Eukaryota; Metazoa; Chordata; Chondrichthyes; Myliobatiformes; Myliobatidae.